Messenger RNA from Procambarus clarkii (red swamp crayfish), 1431 nucleotides. Lineage: Eukaryota; Metazoa; Arthropoda; Malacostraca; Decapoda; Cambaridae. The record is from RefSeq and is a predicted model, not a curated record.
AUGGGUCCGGCUGGUAGUGUUAAGGGUCCGGCUGGUAUUGUUAAGGGUCCGGCUGGUAGUGUUAAGGGUCCGGCUGGUAUUGUUAAGGGUCCGGCUGGUAUUGUUAAGGGUCCGGCUGGUAGUGUUAAGGGUCCGGCUGGUAUUGUUAAGGGUCCGGCUGGUACUGUUAAGGGUCUGGCUGGUAGUGUUAAGGGUCCGGCUGGUAUUGUUAUGGGUCUGGCUGGUACUGUUAAGGGUCUGGCUGGUAUUGUUAAGGGUCCGGCUGGUAUUGUUAUGGGUCUGGCUGGUACUGUUAAGGGUCUGGCUGGUAUUGUUAAGGGUCCGGCUGGUAUUGUUAUGGGUCUGGCUGGUAGUGUUAAGGGUCCGGCUGGUAGUGUUAAGGGUCCAUCUGGUAUUGUUAUGGGUCCGGCUGGUAUUGUUAUGGGUCUGGCUGGUAUUGUUAUGGGUCUGGCUGGUAGUGUUAAGGGUCCGGCUGGUAUUAUUAAGAGUCUGGCUGGUAUUGUUAAGGGUCUGGCUGGUAUUGUUAAGGGUCCGGCUGGUAUUGUUAAGGGUCUGGCUGGUAGUGUUAACGGUCUGGCUGGUAGUGUUAAGGGUCCGGCUGGUAGUGUUAAGGGUCUGGCUGGUAUUGUUAAGGGUCCGGCUAGUAUUGUUAUGGGUCUGGCUGGUAGUGUUAAGGGUCCGGCUGGUACUGUUAAGGGUCUGGCUGGUAUUGUUAAGGGUCCGGCUGGUAUUGUUAAGGGUCCGGCUGGUAUUGUUAAGGGUCCGGGUCCGGCUGGUAGUGUUAAGGGUCCGGCUGGUAGUGUUAAGGGUCUGGCUGGUAGUGUUAACGGUCUGGCUGGUAGUGUUAAGGGUCCGGCUGGUAGUGUUAUGGGUCCGGCUGGUAUUGUUAUGGGUCCGGCUGGUAUUGUUAAGGGUCCGGCUGGUAGUGUUAAGGGUCUGGCUGGUAGUGUUAAGGGUCCGGCUGGUAGUGUUAAGGGUCCGGCUGGUAUUGUUAAGGGUCCGGCUGGUAUUGUUAAGGGUCCGACUGGUAUUGUUAACGGUCUGGCUGGUAGUGUUAAGGGUCCGGCUGGUAUUGUUAAGGGUCUGGCUGGUAUUGUUAAGGGUCUGGCUGGUAUUGUUAAGGGUCUGGCUGGUAUUGUUAAGGGUCUGGCUGGUAUUGUUAAGGGUCUGGCUGGUAUUGUUAAGGGUCCGGCUGGUAUUGUUAAGGGUCCGGCUGGUAGUGUUAAGGGUCCGGCUGGUAGUGUUAAGGGUCUGGCUGGUAGUGUUAAGGGUCCGGCUGGUAGUGUUAAGGGUCCGGCUGGUAGUGUUAAGGGUCUGGCUGGUAGUGUUAAGGGUCCGGCUGGUAUUAAUGGUCCGGCUGGUAUUGUUAAGGGUCCGGCUGGUACUGUUAAGGGUCCGGCUGGGUGUGGCGCCUUAAGACUUGACAAAUGA